Messenger RNA from Phyllostomus hastatus (greater spear-nosed bat), 862 nucleotides. It is a transcript of the gene MRPS15, whose product is annotated as mitochondrial ribosomal protein S15. Bases 81 to 845 code for a protein of 254 amino acids. Gene Ontology annotation, biological process: translation. NCBI's taxonomy places the organism in Eukaryota, Metazoa, Chordata, Mammalia, Chiroptera, Phyllostomidae. Gene Ontology annotation, molecular function: structural constituent of ribosome. The record is from RefSeq and is a predicted model, not a curated record. The transcript has 8 exons. Gene Ontology annotation, cellular component: ribosome.
GCCAAUAUGGCUGCGCCCGUGUGACCAGGUCUGUACCGCGAAAGCGACCGCGGCACCGCCUGCUGGGGUCAGAAGUCACCAUGCUAAGGGCGGCGUGGAGGGUGCUGAGUUCCAUUCGCACUCAAGCUCCAGUCCUAGGGCCGCCGGGUAGAGGGUGCGCCCAAAUUCCAUCCGACCGCUGGGGCCUUCCCUCACCUCCUCUCGGUUUCAUCCUCCGGGCCACCCGCGGAUAUGCCAUCCAGAAACCAGUCCGGCCCAGCCAAGAAGAUGAUCCACCCCCUUCCACACUGCUCAAAGAUUACCAGAACAUCCCUGGAAUUGAGAAGGUCGAUGAUGUCGUGAAAAGACUCUUAUCUUUGGAAAUGGCAAACCAGAAGGAGAAGCUAAAAAUCAAGCAAGAGCAAUUGAUGAACAAGGUUGUGGCAAACCCUGAGGACACCCGUUCCCUGGAGGCUCGAAUUGUUGCCUUGACGGUGAAGAUCCGCAAUUAUGAAGAACACAUGCAGAAACACCGAAAGGACAAAACCCACAAGCGCUAUCUACUGAUGAGCAUUGACCAGAGGAAAAAGAUGCUCAAAAACCUCCGCAAGACCAACUAUAAAGUCUUUGAGAAGACGUGCAAGGAGCUGGGGAUUGAGUACACCUUUCCCCCUCUGUACUACCGAAAAGCCCACCGCCGCUGGGUGACCAAGAAGGCCCUGUGCAUUCGGGUUUACCAGGAGGCUCAAAAGCUGAAGAAGCAAAAAAGGGCCUUAAAAGCCGCAGCCGCAGCCCAGAAACAAGGCCAGAUAAACCCAGAAAGCUCUUCCAAAGUCGGACCAGAGGCAAUCAAGGAAAACCAAUAAAUUCUGUUCAAGUUGUA